AUGGUUCAAAGGAAAGAAUUAAAAAUAAAAAAAGAAAGUUUCUCCAAACACUCUAUGCAAAACAGAUUUUCAUUAUCAUUUUCGUUAUUUGCUUUUUAUUGCAACCAUCAUUUCCCUCAAGAGAACGUGAUGCUUAAAAAACGACAAUUAUUUGAUACAGCUCAACAUCAUGUUGCUUUAAAUGUUAAUCUCAUAUCACGAUGUCUCUACAAUUUCACCUUCCAGCAAGAGUAUCGUGUUUAA
Messenger RNA from Clunio marinus, 243 nucleotides. The record is from the annotation of a GenBank genome assembly. NCBI's taxonomy places the organism in Eukaryota, Metazoa, Arthropoda, Insecta, Diptera, Chironomidae.